This is a messenger RNA of Closterium sp. Yama58-4, 717 nucleotides long. The record is from the annotation of a GenBank genome assembly. Lineage: Eukaryota; Viridiplantae; Streptophyta; Zygnematophyceae; Desmidiales; Closteriaceae.
AUGCAGCCGUUGCGAACAGCAGCAGCAGCAGCAGCAGCUGCAGCAGGGGGGGCAACAGCAGCAGCAGGGGGAGCAGCAAUGGGGACGCCAGUGGGAGCGUUCCCAGGUCUGGCCCAGCCCAUGGGCACGCGAGUACUCUUCUCCCGCUCGCCCACGCUCCUCCACUUCACCAUCCCUCCCCAGCACUUCUCCCUCAAAGCGCUUCCUGAAAUCGUCUUCGCCCUGUUCUGGACGGCCUUUGUCGCCUUCUGGACGACCACAGCAGCAUCUUCUGGGGCUCCCCUCUUCUUCAUCCUCUUCUCCAUUCCCUUCUGGGCUGUCGGCAUUGGCCUGCUGGCCCACGUGCUACUGCGGCACAUCAUGGACGAAACAGUAACAGUGGACCCUGCCACGUGUCAGGUGACCAUUCAUCGAAUGGUGAAAGGGCAGACUCUGCCGUUCUUUGGCCUUUCCACGGCGCACACAGCUCUCAUCCAUGGCGCGGGAGUCAACUACACCAUGCAGCACCAUCAGCACGACUCAUGGGAGUACGGCCAGUACCACUACCACCACCACCACUCUCCACCAACCACGUUCUGCCAGCUCACCAUGGCAGGCGGCGAGACGCUCUCCUUUGGCUCUCGCUUGUCGCUAGCGGAGCAGCGCUGGCUCUCCCUUCAAAUCGCAUCCUUUCUGCAAGUGCCCUGGUUCCAGCCACCCUUUCUGCAAUCAUAUUGA